Molecule: messenger RNA, 1165 nt
Organism: Nomia melanderi (Alkali bee)
Lineage: Eukaryota; Metazoa; Arthropoda; Insecta; Hymenoptera; Halictidae
Product: replication factor C subunit 4
Biological process (GO): DNA repair; DNA-templated DNA replication
Cellular component (GO): DNA replication factor C complex; nucleus
Molecular function (GO): ATP binding; DNA binding; ATP hydrolysis activity
Source: RefSeq, a predicted model, not a curated record
UAAAGUAUUGGCUCAAGUGGAUUCGGCAGGAAAAUGCGCGGGAACGGAUUUCCAUCCAUUAAUUAAAGUUUAACUUUAUGAUAAGUUCCAUGCAUUCUGAGGUGACGAAAGCAUGCAAGCUUUCUUGAAAACAGGAAAAUUAGGACCAGGAGAACCGAAAAGGGCUUCGACUUCUCGUGCCAAAGAAGAACGCAGUGGCCCUGCACCACCAUGGGUUGAAAAAUAUCGUCCCAGAACUGUGGAAGAUGUAGUUGAACAAGGGGAAGUAGUUGAAGUAUUAAAGCAAUGCAUGAAAGGUAGUGAUUUUCCAAACUUGUUAUUUUAUGGUCCUCCUGGAACUGGUAAAACAAGUACUAUAUUGGCGGCAUCCAGACAAUUGUUUGGUAGUCUCUAUAAAGAAAGAAUAUUGGAAUUGAAUGCUUCAGAUGAGAGAGGUAUCCAAGUUGUGAGAGAUAAGAUAAAGUCCUUUGCUCAGCUUACUGCUGGUGGCAUGAGAGAUGAUGGGAAAAGCUGCCCACCUUUUAAAAUUAUUAUUCUUGAUGAAGCAGAUAGCAUGACUAGUGCAGCACAAGCUGCACUUCGUCGUACCAUGGAAAAAGAAUCACAUAGUACACGUUUCUGUUUGAUUUGCAAUUAUGUUUCAAGAAUCAUAGAACCAUUAACUUCUCGUUGUACAAAGUUCAGAUUCAAACCACUUGGAGAAGAAAAAAUUAUUGAAAGAUUAGUUUACAUAUGUAAAGAAGAGGACCUGAAGGCAGAAAAGCCUGUUUUACUAAAGAUUGUAGAAGCUUCAGGAGGAGAUUUAAGACGUGCCAUAACAUGUUUACAAUCUAUUACAAGGUUAAAGGGUAAAGGAAUUGAAAUCACUAUUGAUGAUGUCCUUGAAAUUAUUGGGAUUGUUCCUGAUAAAUGUUUGGAUGAAUUAUUGGAUGUGUGCAAAACAAAAGAUUAUAGCAAGGCAGAAGCUUUUGUUGAUAACUUCAUGUUGGAAGCACAUGCCACAUCGCAAGUAAUUGAACAAUUGAGUGAAAAAAUUAUAUAUUCCAAUGAAUUAACAGAUAAACAGAAAGCUACAAUAGCUGAUAGACUUGGAGAGUGUAACUAUAGGCUACUGGAUGGUGGAAGUGAAUAUAUACAAUUUAUAAAUCUUUGUUGUGGUAUCAUA